Jaminaea rosea is the source of this 2867-nucleotide messenger RNA. RefSeq lists its product as hypothetical. Lineage: Eukaryota; Fungi; Basidiomycota; Exobasidiomycetes; Microstromatales. Gene Ontology annotation, molecular function: RNA binding. Gene Ontology annotation, cellular component: P-body. Bases 46 to 2847 code for a protein of 933 amino acids. The transcript has 3 exons. The record is from RefSeq and is a predicted model, not a curated record. Gene Ontology annotation, biological process: deadenylation-dependent decapping of nuclear-transcribed mRNA; P-body assembly.
UCCUCAUCACACGCACGCACGCACGCACGCACGCCUCGCUCGGCCAUGAGCUUCUUUGGCUUCGACACGAGCCUGCCCCGCGACAAAAAGGGAGGCGGGCUCGACGAUCCCUUUGCCUCGCUCGGGUCAGGCGCAGCUGGUGGAGCAUUGGAUGAUGAGCAGCUAGACGCCAAGAUUCGCGGCUUGACUGCGGGGGCUCAGGAGGAUGUACAGAUUUACGAAUGGGGAGGAGAAGGUUACGACGGCCUUGGCGACAUGCUCGACGAGGCUGGAGAUGACCUUAAUGCUGACACGUUUGGCGCUGAGCCCAGUGAUAUCGGCAAGGAUUUCGACUUCGGUCACGGCCCUUCAGCCCCCGCAGCGCCAGCCAAGCCAGCAUCAAAGGCAAACGACUCGAUGUUCGCCAGUAACUUCGACGAUUUCUGGGCAUUGCCUAGCAUGACGAAAAAGGCUGCCCCACCUGCGCCUGUCCAGCAGCAGCAGCAGCAGCAGCUACCGCCUCCCCCAGCCCGUGCUGCCAAGACGAUGGAGGAGAUCGAGGCAGAGCUGCGCGCUUCAAGGAUCUCGCAACAGCCUCAACCGCCAGCCGCCUCGAGCUCUCCUGCCCCGGGAGGACGUCGACCGAUGACUAUGGAGGAGAUCGAGGCUGAGAUGAGGGGCGGUCGACCAGCUCCCCAGCAGCAGCAGCAGCCGACUCAACAGCAGCCGAUGCCGAUGCCCAGUGGCGCACAGCCUCCCUCAGGACCAUUCGCCGGCCUCAUGCAGCCUCCUCCCUCCGGCGCUUCUCAACAAACCACCGCAGCCCCUCCUCUCGGGCCUCGCAACGAUGUCGACUUCCCCGCACUGGGAGCUCGCCCACCCCCACCUACCGGUCCUCUCGCUGGCGGUCCUCCGCCUCCGACAGGUCCAGCUCGCGGUGCUGGCCCUCUACCACCGGCAGCGAUGGCGAUGCAGCAAUCCCACGCCUCGAUGCAAGCCCAACAAGCAGAGCACUUCGCCCGCAUGCAAGCAAUGCUCCGCGCCCUGCCCGAGCCAGUCCAGCAAGGGAUCACUUCGCUCCCUCCUCAGCUCCACUUCGAUGUUCUUCAGGGUGUCGGGCGUGAGUUCGCCGUGCUGCUUCAACCUGCAGCAACGGACGAGGACCGUGAGGUGCAGGCCCGAGCAACUGCGGCAGCCGUCAACAAGCUGCGGGGCAUCCAUCGCUUCGAGGAGAAGCGCAACCAGCGCGCAGCAAAGAUCGCCGCCAUGUCGCGAUACAACAACCUGAUGAGUGUAUCGGACAAGGAGUUUAUCACACGCAUUCAAAUUUCCCAGAUCCUGCCCAACGACCCCUACGCCGAGGACUUCUAUGCCCACAUCUACUUUGCACUUCGUGGUCGCCCCGGGCCCAACCCAGGCCUCAUGGGUGCAGCGCCUCAACAGCCUGCGGCGCAACAAAAGCAGCCACCCAAGGGACCGAAGAGGAUGAACGCCCAGCAAAAGGCUAUGCUGCGUAUGCAGCAGCAGGUUGAGCGGCUGGUAGCGGACAGGAAGAGCCGCAUUGAAAAGGCAGCGCAAGGGACUGCGAACCCGAAUUUGGAGGGAGCCCUGGGCAAAGUCGGGCUCAAUGUGGCUGGCAACCCGAGGCAAGCACUGCAGAUCGGCAAGAAGGGUGGGGACAGCGAUGCUGCUGCUGCCAGCGGUGGAGCGACGACUGCGGCAGACGUCGUGCGUCAAGCGCUGGAGGGAGCCAGCCUGGACAAGAACUCAGGCUCCGCCGCUGCCACCUCCGCAGACGGGAAGCGCCCGCCCCUCACACGUCAUCAAGCUCUUCGCAUUCUCGAGGAGCUCUACGACACGACCCUCGCCCUCGAGCAGCUGCGUCGCUCAGUCGACGGGGAUGCUGAGGCUCGCGCAGAGCAGGAGUCGCUCACGUCUCACCUCUGGAAGGAGCUCCGCGUCUUGGAGCCUCUGGAGAUUUCGGACCCGCACCCAUUCGUCUCGCUGCUCAACACUACCAAGGGAAAGAGACUCCUCCCCCGCGCUCUUCGUCACUUGAGCUCAGAGCAGACCCUGACCGCGCUCACGAUGAUCGUGGCCUCGUUCGACUCGCUCGACGUGGUCCGCCAUGCAGCCAUUUUGGACGACGAGCGCGCGGAGGGCAGUGAAGCACGCAGGGAGAUGGAAACGCAGACGGACGUAUUCAGCAACACGAUUGUGCCUGCCAUGCUGGGGUUGAUGGCAACCAGCCCAUUCAAGAUCGUGAUUGGCAUGCUGGCGCUAUUCGUCGAGAGGAACGAUGUCGUACUUGUUGCACGAUCUCGCGCGGGCAUUGCGUUCCUCACUAUCCUACUCUCAAGGGCAGAGGCGCUCAAGCAAGGCAGCGGUAACAACGCCCCCGCCCCCGAAGGAGGUGCAGAGUCGUCCUCACCACCUCCCCCAUCGCCGGAAGAACAAGCUCAAUGGACCCAAAUCUUCCGUCUCCUCUUCGAGCGCCUCGUCACCCGCUCUGGCUCUCUCGCAUCGCUCCUACCCUCCACUCGAGCAAAGGCAGCCCAGCCGUUCGGCUUCUCCUCUCACCUGUACUACGGCGGCUCCUCAUCCGUCGCCGAUCUCGAGCGUCAACGUCGCCUCGACGAGUCCGACGAACCUGCCUGGAAUCUUUUUGCUGCCCUCGCCGUCUCAGCGAGCAUGGAGGAGCAGUCAGUCCUUGUCCAGGAGCUUAGGGAGAAGAUUCUGGAGAAUGUCCUCGAGGCGAGAAGCAAGGGCGGAUCGGUAGAGUUGGAGCAGGCGGGGCGUCGCAAGUUGAGGUUGGUCAACAUUUUCUUGAAUGCCUUGAACUUGGAUGCGAGCCAGAUCACAGUGUAAAGAGAGGAGAGAGAGAGAGG